Cyprinodon tularosa is the source of this 1017-nucleotide messenger RNA. Its product is annotated as granzyme-like protein 2. Gene Ontology annotation, molecular function: serine-type endopeptidase activity. The coding region runs from base 61 to 822 and encodes 253 amino acids. The transcript is spliced from 5 exons. The record is from RefSeq and is a predicted model, not a curated record. Gene Ontology annotation, biological process: proteolysis. Lineage: Eukaryota; Metazoa; Chordata; Actinopteri; Cyprinodontiformes; Cyprinodontidae.
AAAAUGUAUAAAAGACCCAGAUUUACACUCUUGUGGACAAAAGUUUGAUUUGUUGGCAUCAUGCACAGUCUGAGCACAUUUCUGCUUUUCUACAUUCUGGCAUGCCUCAAAAUUGUCCAUGGAGCUGACAUCAUACAUGGACAAAAAGUCAGAGGCAACUCUAUGUUGUACAUGGUCUCGGUGCAAAACAAAUGGGGUCAUGUGUGUGGAGGGUUUCUGGUCAGCGAGGACAUUGUAAUCACUGCUGCACACUGCAGUGCUGAAGAAAUCGAUCAUGUUGUUCUGGGAACCCACAAUCUAAGGAAGUGGAAUAUUAGUCCAUUAAACAUUACAUACAUGUGCAAAUACCCAACUUAUAUAUCUGCCGGAUUUGGUGAUGACCUUAUGAUCCUUAGAUUGUCUGGAAAAGCUCCUCUAAACAACUUGGUGAAAACACUCCCGAUUCCAAAAGAUGAAAUAAAGCUGAAAGAGGGGGAGAUCUGCUCUGUAGCAGGAUGGGGUAAAACUGAGAACAAGGAUUUUACAGUAGAUUAUAUGAGAGUGGUGAAUGUUUCACUCUUAAAUCCAAAACUCUGUCAAAGGAUUUGGGGGCCUGGUCUUCCUCCCAAAGCGAUCUGCGCUGGUGGAUAUAAUACAAACAAAGGAUUUUGUCAAGGUGAUUCUGGUGGUCCUUUAGUAUGCAAUGGAAUGGCUGUUGGUGUUGUGUCCUUCAACAGACACCGUAACUGCAAAUACCCCGAUGUGCCUAAUGUGUAUACAGACAUAUCUAAAUAUCUUCAAUGGAUCAACAAGAAUAUGAAAACAAAGGAGUGUGUGAAGUAAUCUUGUUGCAGAAGUUCUCGUAAAUGAGGAACAUACUCAUCUUUUUUUUUCAGUGUAAUAAAGGGACAAAAUACCAGAAGGUCAUUUAUCAGUAAAAACACAUGCAUACAGAAAAUUCUACAAUCGACGAAAGGGUGUAUCAGACCAAAUCCAUUGGUUAUGAGUUCAAAAGUAUAAAUAAACGUUUAAGCAUCA